CACAAAAGUCAGCCACGUUCGGCAUAUUUUUCGUGCUCACUGGUGUGAAAAUUUUUAAUAUUUCCUAUUAAUUCCGCAUAGUUUGUGAUAAAUUACGGUCCACCGUAAACGAGAUGAGUGAGACCAUUACUUGUACGCCGGAGUCAGCGAUUUUUGAAGCUCCGCAGCUUCAAUUCAACGAAGAAGGAUGGGGUCCGUGUGAGCUUCCGGAUGCAUUCAAGGAUAUUCCGUACCAACCAUUCAGCAAGAGUGACCGUUUGGGCAAGAUUUCCGACUGGACCGGUACAGCACAAACCGACAAGAAGUAUCCCAAUAAAUACACUUCGCAAUUUGGAGGUGGCAGCCAAUACGCGUAUUAUCACGAAGAAGAUGAAACAACUUUCCAUCUUGUGGAUAGUGCUAGGGUUCAAAAACCACCGCAUCAGCGGGGCCGAUUCCGUGGUAACUUGCGAAACCAGCGCGGUCGCGGCCGUGGCUCUCGCGGUGGGGCUCAGGCGGGUGGAAUGACAACACUUUCGAAAAAUUCCAACAAAGGACGCGAUCAGCGUCGCGGAACCACUCGUAAAUGGGGUAAUCGCGGUCCACCACCUAAAAUUCGAGACGCAUCGGUUGCCGUGCGUCCGGAUUGGGUAACAAUAGAAGAGAUGGACUUUCCGCGAUUGUCCAAACUUUCGCUACCGAGCGUUAAAGAAGGAGAGAAUAUUUGCACAUGCGGUACGCUUGAGUACUACGAUAAAACUUACGAUCGUGUCAAUGUGAAAAAUGAACGGCCGUUGCAGCGUGUGGACAGAAUCUUCCACACCGUUACGACUACCGACGAUCCUAUUAUUCGGGUACUCUCAAAAAGCCAUGGCAAUGUAUAUGCGACGGAUUCUAUUCUAGCUACGAUUAUGUGCUGUACUCGCUCGAACUAUUCCUGGGAUAUUGUUAUUGAGAAAAUUGGCGAUAAACUUUUCAUGGGCAAACGAGAUAAUACCGAAUUUGAUCUAUUGACCGUUAAUGAGACGGCGAUUGAACCUCCGCAAGAGGAUGGAAGCUCUCUUAAUUCUCCUAGAAAUCUUGCGAUUGAAGCUACGUUUAUCAAUAAUAACUUUAGCCAACAAGUCUUGAAAAGUGGCGAGAAAGAGGCGAAAUUCAAGUUUGAUGAACCGAAUCCAUUUAUUGGUGAUGACGAAGAUGGAGAAGUGGCAAGUGUUGCGUAUCGCUACAGGAAAUGGGAUUUAAAUAAUGGAAUUGUACUCGUCGCUCGAUGUGAGCAUGAUGCUGUUUUGCAAACUCCUCAAGGCGAUACUCAAUUCCUUACGAUAAAGGCUCUGAACGAGUGGGAUUCGAAAUUGGCGAAUGGCGUUGAGUGGCGUCAGAAAUUGGACACACAGCGAGGUGCUGUGCUAGCCAAUGAACUACGUAACAAUUCAUGCAAACUGGCCAAGUGGACCGUACAAGCUCUGUUAGCUGGUUCAGACCAGAUCAAGUUUGGAUAUGUAUCUCGAGCUCACGUCCGGGACUCUUCACGGCAUGUCAUUCUCGGAACACAGCAAUUCAAACCACAAGAAUUCGCUAAUCAGAUUAACCUGAGCAUGGACAAUGCUUGGGGUAUUCUGCGUUGUAUUAUCGAUAUUUGCAUGAAACAAAAGGAUGGUAAGUAUUUGAUUAUGAAGGACCCCAACAAGCCGAUGAUCCGACUAUACGAUAUUCCGGACAAUACCUUCGAAACCGACGGCGAAGAGGAAGAAGGUGAUGACGGUGAAGCUUUCCAGCCAUAUUCUUAUGGCACGACUCCGAAGCCAGCGGCUACCGUACCUGUGGCCACUCCUGCUGCUCCAUCCGUUGAUACAGCAGCUGCUCCCCCAGCUACAGCCACCGUGGCUCCUGUCCCUGCCCCUACUAUUGCGGCUGCAGUUGCUGCCGCGACUGCUCCGGCUGCAAGUGUUACCGCACCAGCCGCCACUACUGCUGCCGCUGCCGUUGCGGCCACUACAACUACUUCUACUACGACAACCAGUGCUGCGGCACCCGCCAAGUAACUGAUUGCCGAAUUAGUAAGCCAGCAGUAAGCUAUUAUAUUGAACACAAUAUUAUACAUUUUCAAACACUAUUACAACAUAUAUUUGCUAACAAACAGCAGUUUAAAAGUGCACAACGUGCGUUCGGGACAAGAAAGUAACGAUAUUAGAUGAAAUACAUAAAGUUUUACCGGUGGUCAUUGACUGACUACCGGGGGA
This is a messenger RNA of Sabethes cyaneus, 2222 nucleotides long. RefSeq names its product eukaryotic translation initiation factor 3 subunit D (gene eIF3d1). Gene Ontology annotation, molecular function: translation initiation factor activity. Gene Ontology annotation, biological process: translational initiation. Bases 114 to 2024 code for a protein of 636 amino acids. Gene Ontology annotation, cellular component: eukaryotic translation initiation factor 3 complex; cytoplasm. Lineage: Eukaryota; Metazoa; Arthropoda; Insecta; Diptera; Culicidae. The record is from RefSeq and is a predicted model, not a curated record. The transcript has 4 exons.